Molecule: messenger RNA, 2545 nt
Organism: Clupea harengus (Atlantic herring)
Lineage: Eukaryota; Metazoa; Chordata; Actinopteri; Clupeiformes; Clupeidae
Product: zinc finger protein RFP-like
Exons: 12
Coding region: 1-2508 (835 amino acids)
Molecular function (GO): protein binding; zinc ion binding
Source: RefSeq, a predicted model, not a curated record
AUGGCGACCCCCGGCAGUGCUCUAUCAGCGGAACAGUUCCAGUGUCCCAUCUGUCUGGACGUGCUGAGCGAUCCUGUGUCGACGCCAUGCGGCCACAACUUCUGCGCGCCGUGCAUCAAGGACUUCACGCAAAGGAGCACCAAACAAAAAAUGGAGGAACUGGUGAUGAUGCUGUGGGAGAGCCAGAGGGCCCAGCAGGAGACCAGUGCAGCCUUGUUGCAGAUGCAGCAGAAGGACAAUCCAACUAGAGAUGACCUAGAGGAGGCCGAGAAGAAGCACGCCCGCUCUGGUGAGAUGUUCGAGAGGGCCCAGGAAAAGCUAAGCCAGAUGCGCAGUGCAACAGUGGUGGUCCUAGCUGCCGGUGAUGAAGAGUGGGACGAUGAUGGUGGCGAUGAUGAUGUCUAUGGUGAAGAUGUCAGUGAUGAAGAGGUCGGUGAUUUCGACGAUGAUGCCGAUGAUGAAGCUGACGAUGAGGUGGAGGAUGAAGAUCCUGCAGAAAACGAAGAUCCUGCUGAUGACGAAGAUCCUGCUGAUGACGAAGAUCCUGCGGAAAACGGAGAUCCUGCUGAUGACGAAGAUCCUGCGGAUGAUAACGAAGCAGGUGAAGAUGACUCUGAGUCAGAGGUCCCACCAGGUAAAAAGGCAGCUCCAGCCAAGUCUGCUGCCAAGGCAGCCCCUGCUAAAGAAGAGCCUGGGGAAGUCCACAAUGGUAAAGAGGCAGAUGACCCAGACGAUGGUGCCGAUGGCGACAACGACCUCGGAGAAGAGGGGGAUGUCUUUGACCAGACCAACGUGUCGACUUCUGCCCGAACAAACGUGUCUGACUCUGCCCAGAGGAGAAAGAUGUGUGCCGGCUACCAGCGCAAUGUGGUAGUAGUGUGCCACACAAACGAGGCCUACAAGGAGAAGACUCCUAAAAAGACGGAGACGGAUGGCAAAGAUGUCCCCGAACGUGCCGUGCUCAAGAGGAAGGGACUCUACGCCCUGCCAGAGGUGGGCGAUUACUUCCCUGAGGUGACGUAUGUGGAGCUGAAGAAGCUGGAACGCAACUGGGACUGCAGCGUGGUGUGCCAGUGUCCGCUGUGCAAGGAGACCUUCUUCCGCCGCCCCGUGCUCAAGGUCAACACCACCCUGCGUGAGGUGGCCGAUCACGUCCGCUCCCAGAGGGACAGCGGCCACGACCUCACGCCAGCCCAGCCCGGGGAAGUGCCCUGUGACGUCUGCAGCGGAGACGGAGGCAGGAGGCUCCGCGCCCUCAAGUCCUGCCUGGACUGCGGCACGUCCUUCUGCGCACUUCACCUGGAGCUCCACCAGAGGGCGCCAAAGCUCCAGAGACACACGCUCACGGAGCCGCUGGAGAACCCCGAGGAGCGCCUGUGCCAGAAGCACCGGCGGCCGCUGGAGCUGUUCUGCCGGGACGACCACACGUGUGUGUGCGAGUUCUGCACCGAGGGGGAACACAAGAACCACAACACGGUUCCGCUGGAGGAGGAGGGCAAAGACAGGAAGAGCCAGCUGGGCAAGACGCAGGCAGAGCUGAAGAGUAUGAUCCAGGAGAGGCAGGAGAAGAUCGCAGAGAUCAAACACUCCGUAGAGCUCAGCAGACUGUCUGCUGAGGCCGAGGCUGCUGCCGUCUCUGAGCUGUUCUCUGUGCUGCUGCUGGCACUGGAGAGGAGUCGCUGUAACCUGCAGGGGGCGCUAGAGGCCCGGCAGCGGGCUGUGGAGACGAGGGCGGAGGAGCUGACAGGACAGCUGGAGCAGGAGAUCACCACCCUGCAGAUGUUGCCUCCCUCUAAGUCCUGGUCCCUGGUGAGUGUGAAGACCUAUCAGGACGUGGACUCGCUGCGUCCCCUCGUGUCCCGACUGGAAACGCUCAUCAACAGGGAGAUGGACGACCUGCACGAGAUGCAACUGAAAAGGGUUCAGCAGUUUACAGAGCUCAGCAAAGUCCAGCAGUAUGCAGUGGACGUGACUCUGGAUGCAGACACAGCUAACUCCUUCCUGCAGCUGUCGGAGGACCGUAAGCAGGUGUGCUGUGUGGAGAGACGGCAGAAGGUUCCGGAGGCUGCGGGGCGCUUCGAGCGGGCCGCCUGCGUGCUGGGGAGCGAGGGAUUCUGCGUCCGCUUCUACUUCCAGGUCGAGGUCAGCGGCAAGACCAGCUGGGACGUGGGCGUGGCCAGGGACUCGGUGACCCGCAGGGGGAAGGUCAAAGCCUCGCCGGACACGGGCUACUGGACGGUUGCCCUGAGAAACGGGGGACGGCUCGUGGCCAAAGAAACCAAUCCCAUCCCUCUCGCCGUGGGGGCGGGGCUUCGGAAGGUGGGCGUGUUCGUGGACUACCCGCGGGGCGUGGUCAGUUUCUAUGACGUCACAAACAUGUCCCACCUCUACUCCUUCACUGGCCAGCGCUUCACCGGCAAGCUCCGCCCCCUCCUGAGCCCCAGCCAGAGGGAGAAAGGGAGAAACUCCGCCCCCUUAGUCAUCUGUGUUGAUCGGCCAAUCACAUGAGCCCAUAUCACCACCUAUGCCGAUUGUCCAACCACAG